This is a messenger RNA of Astyanax mexicanus (Mexican tetra), 4790 nucleotides long. RefSeq names its product selection and upkeep of intraepithelial T-cells protein 5. The record is from RefSeq and is a predicted model, not a curated record. The transcript has 9 exons. Gene Ontology annotation, cellular component: external side of plasma membrane. Gene Ontology annotation, biological process: T cell costimulation; cell surface receptor signaling pathway; immune response. Lineage: Eukaryota; Metazoa; Chordata; Actinopteri; Characiformes; Acestrorhamphidae. Bases 182 to 1687 code for a protein of 501 amino acids.
AGGCGGAGCUACAGACACAUAAACACACACAUGCUCUGAUCACUCAGCAGUUUAGAGGAGCUUUAGAGGAGGUUGGUGGAUGUUUUUACUGCAGUGCUUCAGUUCUGCCUGAGGGAGAAACUGCUGGGAUUAAUUAACGGACUGAAAUGACCUGAAACUCAUCACUAUCUCAACAGAGCCAAUGAAGCGAACAGUAUUCAUCUUUCUACUGGCCAUCACAUGGCCUUCAACUCAGGCCCUCUUCACGGUGACGUCUGAGCAGGAUUCCUAUGAUGGUGAACUGCACAAAAAGAUCACAAUGGGCUGUCGGUUCUCACCUGUUGAAAAAUCUCAAAUCUCUCAGCUGUCAGUCAUCUGGCAGCGUGUCGAGCCCUUACCAGUCAUGGAGGUAUAUCGGUUGGAGAAGGGCGUAGAGAUCCGAAACGUCACCGACGGACAGUUUCAGAACCGAGCACAGCUUCUAAAGGACGAGCUGAAGAAGUUUCGGGCUGUUCUGGAGCUUUUCCCUCUUCAGAUCAGCGACUCCGGCACGUAUCAGUGCAUCGUUAAACACAAGGAGGCAGACUACAAGAAGACGACUCUAACAGUACGAGCUCCCUACCGUCCUGUUAGAAAAAACAUCAGACGGCUGAAUAACGAAGAGGUGGAGCUUUCCUGCGAGUCUCAAGGCUUCCCAUUGGCUCAUGUGGACUGGAGUGAGGAAGAGCUGACUAGACGGAUGAACAACACCUCUGAAAAGACUAGCGAGGGCACUUAUAAACUCACCAGCCGGGUGACUGUCACGGGGAACGUUAUUAAAAACUACACUUGCUCUUUUAUGGAGGAGAAGAAAACUGGUCCAUCAGCCACUUUCAACAUUCCAGGUGAAAUUCCAGUGAGGAGUAAUUGGUCACAUGGUUACGCUGCCGUAGGCGUCAUCUCCGUGAUGUGUUUGGGUUUUGCUGUUACCUCACUGAUCCUGCACUGGAGGAGGAAAGGUCAAAAGAAUAAAGGCUCGAUGUCGACUGUGUGCAUAACAUCAGAACCCAAUCUGACCGUAACGUCAGCGGACUUCUUAAUUCCAAAGAAAGAUGCCAAACCUGAUUCAUUUAGCGUUUCAUCAGAAGUGUGUGGUGAGAAAGUGGAGAAGCUGAGGGAGGUUCUGAUGAAGAGAUAUGCUGAACUCGACACCUCAGAGCUGAGGAGUGGGUUCACACUGAUCUGCGGAGAAGGGCAGUUCAGUCAUCUCCAGCCGCUAAUCCCCGGCCCAAAGCAGACCGUCCUCCUGGAAGGAAGAGAAGGAAGCGGGAAAUCAUCUGUCUCUCGAACCCUGGCUUCGUCCUGGGCGAAGAACGUCAGCUCCGGCCCCGUCAGCCUCAGCGGGAUCCGACUGGUGAUUUUAGUGAACUUUGAGGGAGCGGACGGUGAUUUCUUCCAAGUUGUGAGGUCAAACAUUCCAAGUGAAGCUGAUCUGGAGACAGCGGACGUUAAAAACAUUCUCCUGGGGAACACGGACAGUCUCCUCCUUCUGGACGGCUAUAGAAAAGGGGACAGAGAGGUGGACGAGACGCUGGUUAAGUUCUUAAAGGAGCGAAGCAGCAGCAGGGUGCUGAUCACAGCCCGGCCCGGUCAGCUCAGCAGUGCGGGGGAGGUGAUCACCAGAAUCUUUCAGCUUCACACAGAAAACACACAGACUGAAAACAGCUGAAAACCAGCAGCAAUGGAUAUUAUAAUCCAUAAUAUUAAUAAUAUUACAGUCUCACAGUAAUGCUGAGGGAUUAAAACACAGGAAUUUUACUCUAUGCAUCAAAUCAUAAAGGUUACAUUUCUAUCUUCUACUGAUCUGAUGGUGAAUUUAAUACCAAUCGUUUACAUUUUUUAAAUAGGGGAUAUAGGAAUUGGUCCAGAAUUCUCACAACAUCACUCCGUCCCAGUGACUGUAUACAAACAUGGACAGAGCAGCAUCUUUCUUAAAAAGUGAAGCAAAUAUAGUUCUAGUGCCUCUGCUGGCUGGCUCCAGUAUGUAGAUCUAGUGUAGCUCCACCCAUCUCCAAAAUAGACACUUUACAGGAGAGAGAUAAAACCUUAUGCUUACGAAUUGUUAAAAAGUGAUUGACAGCCUUGGCUGGAUCAGACCAUCUUUAUUACUACAUAAUACCACAGUUAGUACCGACCCUGCAAUGUGAUUGGCUGAAAGGCGUUCUAUGAGUACCAUUAUCAGCUGGUAAUGCACUGUAACCAAAGCUCUAUGUAUUAGGUGACCUAGGAACGAUGCAGCGCUUACAAGCCAAACAGCGCAGCUAGAAACAGAGCAGCAAUGGAACUAUUUUAUCUGGCGGAGUUUUUAUAACCAAACAGAUCCUAUCUCUCCUCCUCUUUAACUCUUUAAAAUCUUUCAAUAAACAGUGAUAAUGGAACUGUGGUAUAAUCACAAUAAUACAUUCAUGUCUAUGACCGCAACACAGCAGUGCCAAUAUUACACGUUAUAGCUCGAACCUCGAGUGUAAAUAUGGUGAGGCUAAGUUGAAGUUGUUGAACUGUCUGGCUUAAUGAUUAGCCAGUUAAUUAUUAAUAAUUAAUUAUUGAUAAUGAUGUAUAAUGUGUUGUUGUGCUGUUUAUUAAAUACAUAAACUGAUCUUGUAAGGUUGGAACAUUAUACCAUACCGAACAAACUGAAAAUCCAGGAGAAAAAAAAUGUGUCGUAAACUCAUUGAAGCCAGUCUAUAAAAUGUUUGGUCUGGAAGAAAGGGGCGGGGUCUAUAAAAUCAGUAUGCUAGAUUAGCUCCGCCCCUCAUCGACUAAGCAGACUGUAGUUUGCAGAAGUAAAUUUGACAACAUGAUGGGUGUUUUUGGUUUCAUUUCUUUAAAACGGAAGGGAAUGUAACCACAGCUUCCAUGUUUUCUACAUCGUUCAUUGGUCUAUCCGUAAAUGAAACUGUUUCUAAACUAGUGUUUACAAUUUUCCACAUGCUACAGUAGGUAGUAAUAGUUAUAAUAGUUAUAGCUAUCUUACACCCUUACACCCUACGAAGAGUCAGUAUAUUCACGCCUUCCACCUGCGCUGUAAAAUUAACAACAACAUUUUUGCCGUAUUGCCGAUAUUUUAUCAGCGGAAAACACAAGUGAGCCACUGUCUGAUUAAAACCCUGACAACAGUCAUCUGUCAGAUGUCCAAAUCCCCAUUCCUAUCUUCAGCACCUUUACCUUCACAGCGUGAACAAGCAGCUCCGUUUCUGCUGAGAAGCGCGGAAACUUUGCACUGUUAAAAUAGCAAUCUGCCAAAGUCAGAGCUCACCUGGCUCUUAAAGGAAAUAAUGAGCAAGUAAAACUCUGAUUGGUUUAUUUCACAUUACGACCAAAAUUUACCAACACACCCAUGAUUAAUUAAGAGAAUUAGUUUAUGUCUAUUCCACGUUUUGAGCUGCAAAAGUUGUACUUUUCACGUUGUUACGAUAGCAAAGACACACUGACAUGCCCUUAAUCAAGCUGGGCCAUGCACGGGUCAUGACUUGCCACUAAAUGAAGAUGCUUAGUCCCAUGUGUGUGUAAAGACGUGUGUAAAGAAUUAAACAAAUCUUUCUCUUUUCUAUUUUAGUAUUUUAUUUCACAUCAAAUGUAUUUGAGCCAAUAACACAAUUAACACAGUUAAUACAAUUAACACAACUAGCCAAUUAGGACUCUGCAUAUCAAUUGCAAAGCUCUCUACACAAGGUGGAUGAAUACUAGCGUAUACUUCCUCUGAUACAGCUAUAUAACUUUCAAAAUAAAUUUGGAUAUUUGUUAAUCAUCUUUAAAAUGUAUUAACAUUAAGAACUGCACGCACAAAAUGUAUGUUGUGUAACAGCAGUUUAUUACGUCUUUAGUUACAGCAAAUGCAUCAAUGCAAGAAACCCACACCCACCCACACACACACACUUACAAACACACACACACAACCACAUACACACACAACCACACACACACACACACACAACCACACACACACACAGAUACUAUAUCUACACACAGGCUCAUACCGCAGGAUGUGGGUUAGAAAGUCUGAUAACUGUUUGCAGCACAGAGGAGAAAAACACAGGAAGUUCAUAUCUGUGUGAUUAACUUCAGUCACUUCUAUAAAAUAUAAUUCAAAUAUAUAUAUUACUUACAUAUAAAAGCAGUGAUGGGAAUAACGACGUUGAAAUAAACGCUGUUACUUUUUUCAGUAAGGAGUAAUGUAACUAAUUACUCUGACUGUAACUAUAACGCUGUUACCGUUCUACACCCCGUUACUGCACGUUACUUUAGCCACCCGGGGGCAAGUAACACAAAAGUAACGCAAUAGUUACUUUUACUGGUAACUAGUUACUUUUAUAGUGGAGUAACUCAAUUAGUAACUCAGUAACGUUUUUGGAGAAGUAACUAGUAACUAUAACUAAUUACUUUUUCAAAGUAACGUGCCCAACACUGUAUAAAAGUAAUAUAAAAGGUUAUAAAUGCGCAGUUUGAUCACCGGGGGAGAGUAUAGUUAGCAGUAUGAGUGCAGUCACAGACGGAUAUGACUGUGUUUCUGUUUUAGUCUUCACUGUUGCUCAAACUCACUGCCAGUAUAAAUGAGUAAGACUGCAGGAUUCUCAGAAGUGUCUUCCUCUGUGAAUUUGCUCUAUUUGCACUGAUAUUUCACUUCCAUGAUUUCAUAACACAUCAGAGUUUAUGAUCUGUGCACAUUUUUGUGACUAUAGCAUUUUUAAAAAGUUUCUUAAAUAUAGAAGUUUCUCAAUUUCUCUGUAAAAUGUUAUUAUCAUGUGUUGAACUGUAUAAAAUGUUUUUUCUAA